GCCAUGUUGAGGAUCUAAACGCGCUCGCCCGGCCUAAUGGAAGAAGGCACCAAGACCAAGAAAACCAUCUUCGUCGGCGGAAUCGGCGACGACGUCGACGAGGCUGUCCUCCUCGACAACUUCGCCACCUUCGGCGAUGUAAUCGAAGUACAGCUACCGCCCGCUCCAACUAAUCCCUCCCAUCCUAAUGAAACGAAGCACCGAGGUUUCGCGUUCGUUACGUAUGCCUCUCCAGCGGACGCCCAAGACGCCAUUGACAAUAUGGACCUCAACGAGCUCAAUGGCCGGGUGCUGAGAGUGAACCUCGCGCGCCCCAUGAAGGGCCCGACACAAGCUCCUGGAAACAGAGCAAUCUGGGAGUCUGAGGAUUGGCUUCGCCAACAUGCCAAGCCGCUAUCACAAAGUGGCGGUGCCCCCUUACGCGGCCAAGGCAAGGGAGGCUCUGAGGAGCCCGCAGAAGGUCAAGGGGAAGACGAGGCGAUGGAGGAAUGAAAGGCAUUCCGAGACUAUGCGGCAUCUAGCAUGAGGAUCAUGCGUCGGACUUUUCGAAUUUUUGUAGUGCGGCCACAAGCGUGGCGGAUUACACUGGUGCUCGCGUGUACUACAAAAGACACACUUUCAUAUCACGAUGAUAAG
Messenger RNA from Dichomitus squalens LYAD-421 SS1, 636 nucleotides. Its product is annotated as RNA-binding domain-containing protein. The coding region runs from base 37 to 492 and encodes 151 amino acids. The transcript is spliced from 5 exons. Gene Ontology annotation, molecular function: RNA binding. NCBI's taxonomy places the organism in Eukaryota, Fungi, Basidiomycota, Agaricomycetes, Polyporales, Polyporaceae. The record is from RefSeq and is a predicted model, not a curated record.